AGCUCGGGAGAAGCCGCCGCGGCGCGGAGCGCCUCCAGCCCAUCCCACUCCCUCCUCCCCCGGAGCAUCUCCCUGGAUCUGGGAAGGGCUCGGGGCUGAGCUCCCAAGCCUGAGCAUGGCUCGGAGAAGCCUGGCAGAGCCGCAGCCUCCCGGAGCUGCCCGCUGUGCCCGGAGCCGCUGCAGGGCACCUGCGAGGAUGGCAUCCCGUGUCCCCUGGCUGUGACACACAGAGCCCUGCGAGGAUCGCAUCCCGUGUCCCCUGUUGGUGACAGAACCCUGCGAGGAUCUCAUCCCGUGUCCCCUGGUUGGUGACAGAGCCCUGCGAGGAUCUCAUCCCGUGUCCCCUGGUUGGUGACAGAGCCCUGCGAGGAUCGCAUCCCGUGUCCCCUGGCUGUGACACACAGAGCCCUGCGAGGAUCGCAUCCCGUGUCCCCUGACAGUGACACACAGAGCCCUGCGGAGCUGCCCAGCGCCACGGAGGGGUUUUGCAGGCAGCAGGAAUACUGUGGAAGCGGGCAGUGCAAGGCGGCACUUUGCCCCCCUCCUUCUCUGCCUGGGAGAAAGGAGUUGCCCAACCUGGUCAUGAGACUUUUCCAGACUUCCCAAAGAGGCUCCUGAAGUUGUGACACUGCUCCACGGAGAGCCCGGGGCAGCACAGCCCCCCCAGAGCACACACGCAGGCACGGGAGAUGGAGAAUGAGCUUGGCAAAUCUGUGGACAAUCAAAUGGACAAAUACAUAGUUACAAUAAUGGGGAAAUCAGAAAGUCAAAUGGAUAUUGUGGAAAAAUCGACCAAAUCUGGGAAGAAGCCCUGGAGCUUUGUGGCCAUCGGGCUGGCUGUCCUGCUGCUCCUCAUGACUUGUGCUGCCGUCGCCCUGGUGAUCCUCUAUGCCAGCAGCAGAGGCUCCCACUAUGGCACCAACUCAGGCAACAUCUGCACCACCCCUGGGUGUGUGACAGCAGCUGCCAGAAUCAUCCAGAACAUGGACCCCACUGCUGACCCAUGCCAGGAUUUCUACCAGUAUGCCUGUGGGGGCUGGCUGAACAGGCAUGUGAUCCCAGAGACCAGCUCCAGAUACAGCAUCUUUGACAUCCUGAGGGACGAGCUGGAGAUCAUCCUCAAAGGUGUGCUGGAGUCUUCAGACCAAGGGGACAGAGAAGCAUUUCAGAAAGCCAAAAUCCUUUACAAGUCCUGCAUGAAUGAGAGUCUUAUAGAGCAACGAGAUUCCCUGCCUCUGCUGGAGGCCUUGAGGAUGGUUGGAGAUUGGCCAGUGGCUUCUGCAGACUGGAGUAAGACCAAAGAGCCAAGCUGGAGCAUGGAGGAAACCCUUUCCAUAAUGAACUCCAGGUUUAACAAACGUGUCCUCAUCGACAUGUUCGUGUGGAAUGAUGACCGGGAUUCCAGCAGACACAUCAUUUAUAUUGACCAGCCAAGUUUGGGAAUGCCAUCCAGGGAUUACUACUUUAAUGGGGGCAACUAUCAAAGAGUGAGAGAAGCUUAUCUGCAGUUCAUGAUCACCAUCGCCAAAAUGAUCCGGGAAGACAAGAACGCGUCCAAAGAUGAUUCCUUUGUCCAAGAGGAAAUGGCAAAGGUCAUGGAGCUUGAAACAGAGAUUGCAAACGCCACCACUCCAGCAGAGGAAAGGCACGAUGUGACCUUGUUGUACAACAAAAUGACCUUAGCAGAGCUGCAGGAAAAGUUUGCAUUCAAUGAAUUUAACUGGACCUUCUUCAUCCAACGUGUCAUGUCUUCAGUGAGCGUUCAGGUGGACCCAGAGGAAGAGGUGGUUGUGUAUGGGAUGCCUUAUCUGCAAGAGCUGAAAGCAAUUAUCUCCAAGUACUCAGCCAGCACCAUCCAGAACUACCUCAUCUGGCGGCUGGUGAUCGACCGGGUCAGCAGCUUGAGCCGGCGCUUCAAGGACGCUCGGGCCAGCUACAGGAAGGCCCUGUACGGGACGACGCUGGAGGAGGCGCGCUGGAGGGAGUGCGUCAGUUACGUCAACAACAACAUGGAGAACGCGGUGGGAGCCAUGUAUGUCCGGGAGACUUUUGCUGGUGAGAGCAAGAGGAUGGUCCGAGAUUUAAUAGAGAAGAUCCGUGAAGUGUUCGUGGAGACCUUGGAUGAGUUACAGUGGAUGGAUGAGGCAUCCAAGGAGAAAGCUCGUGAGAAGGCAAUGGCAAUCAAAGAACAAAUUGGCUACCCAGAUUACAUUUUGGAAGAUCACAAUGAGAAACUGGACCUUGAAUAUGCCAAUUUAAACUUCAGUGAACACAGCUACUUUGAAAACAUCCUGGAAAACCUGCGAGCUGGAGCCCAAAAGAGCCUGAAAAAGCUUCGAGAGAGAGUUGACCAAGAUAUAUGGAUAAUUGGAGCUGCAGUGGUCAACGCAUUCUAUUCCCCCAACAGGAACCAGAUAGUUUUUCCUGCUGGGAUUCUCCAGCCCCCCUUCUUCAGCAAACACCAGCCCCAGGCCCUGAACUUUGGAGGGAUUGGGAUGGUUAUUGGGCAUGAGAUCACUCAUGGGUUCGAUGACAAUGGUAGGAAUUUUGACAAGGAUGGGAACAUGCUGGACUGGUGGAGCAACUUCUCAGCGCUGCAUUUCAAGGAGCAGUCCCUGUGCAUGGUGCACCAGUAUGGGAAUUACACCUGGGAGCUGGCAGGGGGACAGAACGUCAGUGGCAUAAGCACUUUAGGAGAAAAUAUUGCAGAUAACGGAGGAGUCCGACAGGCUUAUAAGGCCUACUUGAAGUGGCUGGAACAGGAAGGGAAGGAGCCAAAGCUGCCUGGACUGAACAUGUCCCACAAACAGCUUUUCUUCCUCAACUUUGCCCAGGUUUGGUGUGGCUCCUACAGACCAGAAUAUGCCAGUCAGUCCAUAAAGACAGAUGUCCACAGCCCUCUGAAGUACAGGGUGAUGGGCUCACUGCAGAACUUUGAAGCCUUCUCCGAGGUGUUCCACUGCAAGAAGGGCACGGCCAUGCAUCCCGCGGGGAAGUGCCGCGUGUGGUAGGCAAGGAUGGGACACUGGUGACACCACAAACAGCUGGUGGCAGGGAUGUGCCCGCUGUUGUGCUCAGCCCCAGCCAGAGCUGCCGGGGCAGCUGCUGCAGUGAGAGCCAGGGAAGCACUCAGCUGUCCCAGAGGGACUGGGAAGCGCGCAGGGAUCACGGGGAUGGAACCCGCGGCCGGUGCCGGAGGCCACGCGGCGUUCCCGGCCUCAACGACUGUUCCCAAUGACAUCCUGACUGUUACUAAGACACUGCUUCAGGGUUACAAGGACUAAUUCUUACACACAAAA
Molecule: messenger RNA, 3299 nt
Organism: Pyrgilauda ruficollis (rufous-necked snowfinch)
Lineage: Eukaryota; Metazoa; Chordata; Aves; Passeriformes; Passeridae
Gene: MMEL1
Product: membrane metalloendopeptidase like 1
Exons: 23
Coding region: 690-3011 (773 amino acids)
Biological process (GO): protein processing
Cellular component (GO): plasma membrane
Molecular function (GO): metalloendopeptidase activity
Source: RefSeq, a predicted model, not a curated record